AUGGGAUUCAUAAGGGGCGUUAUAGCAAUUAACACCGAUUUGGCAGUCGAUAAAAUAUCGGGUAUUUGGUUCGGGUUUAUAAAUUUUUUUCGGAGCCCAAUGGAAAUGGCGGGUUGGUCAUCACUUCCAUCCAAUCCCAAAUUUCAUCAGACAAUAUCCAUAUGGGGUCCCACAACCACCCACAUCAUCACCAACGCCGCCGCUCUCCGCAUCGGCGACGUCCUCCACCGCCGUCUUCAAUCCUCUAUCAAGCAUAUUUUUUGUCAUGUUCAUGGCCCUAUAUUGAAGGAUGCAUGGCAUAAAUGGACCUUUCAUGUCACUGGAUUCAACAUCCUUCAGUGGUCACAGGAUGUCUUCUCUGCCGAAGACAUGAGCUUAUUACUCUUCAGUGCUGAUGAAAGUAGAAGGAAAUUCAAAAAGAUUCAGAAUUCAUACUCAAAGUCAUCAAGAUCAUUCUUUUCCAGUGAAAGGAAAUGGACCAACAUAUUCCUUGCACUUAACAUAUUGAUAUAUAUUGCACAAGUCGCAACAGACGGCAAGCUUUUAUUUUGGGGAGCUAAGAUUAACAGUCUUAUUGACAAAGGGCAACUAUGGAGGCUGAUUACUUCAUCAUUCUUGCAUACAAGCAUAGUGCAUCUCAUGGUUAAUUGUUAUUCCUUGAAUUCGGUUGGGCCUGGUGUUGAAAAAGUUAGUGGCCCUAAAAGAUAUGUUGCUCUAUACUUGACGUCUGCAAUUGCAAGUUCAGCUAUGAGUUACUGGCUUAGUAAGGCACCUGCAGUUGGUGCCUCAGGAGCAAUUUUUGGAUUAGUUGGAUCUUUUGCAGUAUUCGUUUUGAGGCAUAGGGGCAUGGUCAAAGGCACCGAGGGGGAUCUUCGAUACAUAGCAAAUGUGAUUGUUCUAAAUUUGGCAAUUGGACUAAUGACCAAAGGAAUCGACAACUGGGGACAUCUCGGAGGUUUAAUAGGAGGAGCUGCAACAUCAUGGCUUCUUGGCCCAGCAUGGAAGAUUCAAUCCGUCUCCAGUGAAGGAAGACGAGUUUUUGCUGACACAGCACCAAUUUUUUCUCUCAUUCCAACUAAAAGGGACGAGUCAUAAUCCCUACUAUUUAACUGCUAGUGUGCCGGCUGACAUGACUCAAGCCUUGAGCACCUGCAGUUUUACUGAUUUUCCCAAUACCUAUGCAAAUGUGGCAUCUAUAUAGUCAUACAGUUGUGGUUGAUUAAUGAUCUAGUUCACAAGUCUGCUGUACAUAGUUUGCCUUUCUUUGUACAGGGAAUAUGUGACCAUAGAACAUGUAAAGAGCAAAUUAGAGGUCAGGCAUCUAUUUGCCUCGCGUUCAUUAGCUGCUGCUGGUGGCCUGAUAUGCUGUAGUAUUGUCAGAUGUUAAGAGGGUCUUGGUAAUCUGAUUUAGGUGGUGUAUCUAAUGUCCACUUUUAUGCACGUCUGGCCCAUUGUAGAAUAAUCCAGUUGAUAAAUGUUUAAACAAUUUAUAAUUCAAAAUCUAGUAUCCUUUGUU
Molecule: messenger RNA, 1516 nt
Organism: Solanum stenotomum
Lineage: Eukaryota; Viridiplantae; Streptophyta; Magnoliopsida; Solanales; Solanaceae
Product: RHOMBOID-like protein 10, chloroplastic
Exons: 10
Coding region: 1-1095 (364 amino acids)
Cellular component (GO): chloroplast membrane
Molecular function (GO): serine-type endopeptidase activity
Source: RefSeq, a predicted model, not a curated record